AUGAAGCUCCUCCAUCAUAUUUUGAACGGCAUCUUGGCCGCAAUGACCAUCAGUCAACCACUUGUUCAAGCGGCACCGGCAGAGUCGAUUUCGGCAACAACCGAGACCGUUGCCGCCAGUGGUGAACAAAUCGCAGCCAGCAAGGACCAAACUCGGCCCUUCUACGCUAUUUCUCACCAAGUUCUCCAAAAAUCAGGCGUACGGGAUGCUCUCAAGAAUGGAGCCAACGCUACUGAAAUCGACGUCACGGCUUGGUCCAGCGGCUGGUGGGCGGACCACGACGGGCUGCCUACAAGAGCCGGGGACACGGCGGAGAAGAUGUUCCAGACGAUUGCAGCAGAGCGCCGGGCCGGCACAAUAUUAUCUUUUAUAAACACCAGUAUUAAAGGACUUAGAGAGCUCGCCCGCGACAUUCUGCAACCCGCCGGUGUCAAGGUCCUUUAUGGACUCUACAAGUCCACCAUUGGCAAACGAGCAUAUAAAUCCAUUCGCAGCGACUUGAAUGAGCACGAGGCUCUCAAUGUGGACGCCGAGGUUGCCGUGUCGGAAAGGGAGCUGGCAUAUUUGCCUCGAGGAAAACGCGUCUACUCCAACGGGUGUUUCGAUCUGGCUUUGGAGUUGGAGGGUCCAUUUGAAAACCUGAGCAAGGCUUCCAAGAGAGAGCGGAGCUUUUGGAAAGGUAUUCGGAUGGACGCUUGCCAAUCACAGCGACAAGACAAAGGGUGGCCCGGCUGA
Metarhizium robertsii ARSEF 23 is the source of this 735-nucleotide messenger RNA. RefSeq names its product phospholipase D. NCBI's taxonomy places the organism in Eukaryota, Fungi, Ascomycota, Sordariomycetes, Hypocreales, Clavicipitaceae. The record is from RefSeq and is a predicted model, not a curated record. Gene Ontology annotation, molecular function: phosphoric diester hydrolase activity. Gene Ontology annotation, biological process: lipid metabolic process. The coding region runs from base 1 to 735 and encodes 244 amino acids. The transcript has 2 exons.